CUAUCGUUUUUCGAUAAACACAUAUUUUAAAAUAUGGAUAGCAAAAAUCUUAAAUUAAGCGAAAUUAAAGCAAAUAUUCAGCAUGUCCUAGCGAAUCUGGAACAACUGGAGCAACUGAGCAAUGAAGCUGGACAAGAUUUGGAUGUGCAACAGGCGGAGGAACUGCAGCGGAGAACGAGCACCCUGCUGGAUGAACUUGAAAAGGUGCCGGCCGAAAAAGUAGCCGACAUACAAAAACAAAGAAAACGCCGGCGACGCUUAGAUAAAGAGAAAAAGAAGCGGAUCAAAAAGGAAACCAUCAAAUGCGAGAUUCCAGAACAAAAGUAUACCAUAGAACCCCCUCGAAAUCCCCAAGAGAAACAGGCAGAGCACAUAUCCCUGCGAAAACGGCGCGAUGCCGCCUCCAUUUUGGAAACCUUUGAUCUUCUCGAGAAGCUAUGCGAAUCUCGGGGAGGAGACAAAGCCGCCCUGAGCCAAAAACUCACCCAAAUGCGUCGUGUGUGGCGGAGGGUCCAAGAGGAGAACGAAGGCGACCAUAUCAAGGAGUCCAAGAAGGCCGCCUCCAUAGAAUCCCAAUGGGAGGCGGUGCUCUUUGGCAAAUCUUCACCUUUGGGUAGGGAGAGCAAGGGGAAAUUCCUGGAGAUUCGCUCCGCUUGGGAUUCUUACAUAAGCUUUGCCGGCAGAGGCUCCUGUAUACCCAGAGGAUGGGUGCUACCACCUAUGAAACCCACAGCCCAGUGGGCAGCCUACAGAACUGACAAUCAGUAACAUGCUUUACAUAUACAUUAAUUA
This is a messenger RNA of Drosophila subpulchrella, 792 nucleotides long. RefSeq names its product programmed cell death protein 7. The transcript is spliced from 2 exons. The record is from RefSeq and is a predicted model, not a curated record. NCBI's taxonomy places the organism in Eukaryota, Metazoa, Arthropoda, Insecta, Diptera, Drosophilidae. The coding region runs from base 34 to 768 and encodes 244 amino acids.